Molecule: messenger RNA, 2076 nt
Organism: Euleptes europaea (tarantolino)
Lineage: Eukaryota; Metazoa; Chordata; Lepidosauria; Squamata; Sphaerodactylidae
Gene: PBXIP1
Product: PBX homeobox interacting protein 1
Exons: 10
Coding region: 10-2067 (685 amino acids)
Source: RefSeq, a predicted model, not a curated record
UGAGCAGAGAUGGCUGACAACUCGGACUCGCGGGAGUCGGAUAACAACAGCUGGGUGAUCGCUGGAUCCGAGGUGUUACCUGUGGAAGAACUCGGCGUGGAAGGUGUGGAGGAAACUGUGGAAGAGGCUGAACUGGCAAAAGAAAGCACCCAUGCGCCUCCCACUGACAGCAAAUUACCCGCCGAGCCUCCUGAACCAGAGGAAGUCAAACUCAAGGACCCUGGGGUGGAGUUGGCUCCCAGUUCUGGCCCAGCCAAGACUCCAGGGCCCACCCCCUUGGAAAGAGAGCUACAUUUAAAGGAGCCGAGCCCUAGUGAUGUCGAGGCGAGAUCCGCACCCGCCACUGAGGAGACCCUGAUCAUCCACAAAGCAGGCCCUCUGGAGCAACGUGCGAGCACAUCCAGCAGUGACGAAGAGGCAGCUGCGGAGCGGGACGUCGAGGGCCUGCGCAGACGGAAAGGCCGCGACGUGUCCCCAGCUCAGCCUGGGGGCGCCCACGACAGACACAGAGAGGCCCUCGAGAACGAGGACGGGGGGUUGCCUGGGACGAAAUGGCUGCUGGGGAUGCUAGCCCUCCUGGGGCUGGGCUUCCUGGCCUUCUCAGGAGUCAUCUUUGAUCUGGAAGAAGGUAAGUCUGGGGAGGGUCCUGUGGACUCCCUGGGCACCCGGAGGAGCUCAGAGGGAGAGGAGCUGCAUCCUGGCACCCACGGGAAGCAGGACUGGCCGACUUCGCCCACGCCGGAGCCCAGGAGGGGCGCCAAGCUGCCACGAGCCAAGGACGAGCCACUGUCGCAGACCCCUGCCAAGCCCCACAGCUUGGACGCCAUGGGGGUCCUGUUAGACAAGCUAGCCAAGGAGAAUCAGGAGAUCCGGCUCAUGCAGGCCGAACUGCAGGCCCAGAAGGAAGAGUUGCAGGGCCUGCUGCAGAAGACCGAGGGCGAAGCGCUGGAGUUCACCUCUCAGCAGCAGAACUUGGCCGUGGAGAACUCCCGGCUGCGGGAGUCCCUGCAGCGAGAGACCUCUGCCCUCCUGGCCGCGCAGGCCGAGCUACGCUUUCUCCAGGAGAAGCUGCGUGGGACGGCGGGUGAGGCGGACGGCGCCCGACCCCGGCGGCACGGGGACGAGGAACCCUCCGCAGAACGCCAGCGGGACCAGGCCAAGAGGCCGGAGCCGGAAAUCCGCUGGUUGCGGUCCUUGUUGGCGUCUGUCCGUCACGACUUGGCCAAGGUCUUAGAGAAAGCUCCACCUGGCGACGGGGCUGAGGGGCUGCGGACGGAGCUGAGCGCCCUUCAGCAGAAGCUGGCCGGGGAACUGGAGCGCCCCGGGGGGGCCAAGCCGUCGUGGAGGGAGGCCCCCAAGGCCAGGCGAAGCAAGGAAAGGACCUGGCCGAAGCGGCACGAGAGCCAGGAGGGUCCACGGCCUGGGUCCCCCGAGCCCGGCCCCACCAAGGACCACCGUUCGGCACAUAAGCCCUCCAAGGCGCCAGACGUCGGGCCGCAACGUCCCAGGAAACACCAGGCCCCGCGGGAAGCCAAGCCGGCCAAGGAGAAGGAGCCCCAGAGCGUCGGACGGAAGGUCAAGAAGCCUGCUGAGCCCAGUGCAUUGUGGGAGGCGCUGACCCGACGCCAUUUUCGGGCUCCCCAGGGCUGUGCCAGCGUCGCCGAGUGUGCCCAGCAGGAAGGGCUCGAGCCGGUGCAGAAAGCCGGCUUCCUGCAGAUAGUACAGGCCUACCUAGCCGGGCUGGGCUGGGCGGAGCACUACGGGGGCCUGGCGGCGGCGCUGGAGGGCUUCUUCGGCAGUGACGGGGCCUUCGCCCACAACCGCACCGGCUUCGCGGAGCUCCUGGACGAAGUUGAGGACGUUCUGGAGGACCUGGCCGAGCUGCUGGGGGUCAGCGAAGAGGCGGUGGAUGAUUUUGAGGAGGUGGUCCUGAGGCAGCUCAGAGCGGCGCCGGGGGGCAGGUUUGUGCAACGGGACGGCAGCGCCCAGCGGAACCCGAAGGAACGGCCGCGCGAGGGUCACGGCCGCCGGAACGGCAGAGAGGCCAACCACCGAGGCCACGGCUAGAUCCACGGA